GAAGAACGUGUUUAUCCGAUCCUGACUGGCACUAUUCAGUAUACCAAGCCUAUUAUUUGUGCGAUAAGUGGUUUAUAAGGACUGAAAUAUUAAUUCUACCAAAUCACAAAUUAAAAACAUAUUCGCCAUCGAUCUAUAAACGCAGCAGCUACAAACACUACGCUUCGAGCAAGAUUUUACGUUCAGCAGUAACAACUCGGCACGUUUAAAUCCGAAUUACAGGUACCAAUAUGCUUUCUGAUGAAUCAAGCAGUGAUUCUGAGACAGGUAGAUUCAAAGGUCGAUCUGAAAGACAUGAUCAACAAAAUAAAGCUUCCGGUCAAAGAGAUCACAAUGUAAGGUCAUCAGGGAGAGAUAGACGUGCAGAUCAUGACAGAUUCCAUAGAGAUUCUAAUACAAGAAGGGAGGAGAGAGAUAGAUUUGAUAGACUACCAAGAGAAAGAAAUAGAGCCUCUAGAAACUCUCCAAUACGAAGAAGACAUUCUAUUGACAGAAGUCCUAGCAGAAAAAGAUCUCGAGAAAGGCACAUGCCUAGAAGAAUAUCUAGAGAGAGAUCAAAAACAAAAGAGCAUAGGAGUAGUAGUAGAGACAGACAUCAUCCAUCCAGAGCUAGAACUCACAGGCCUCUAGAACAGAAAAGGGAUAUCAGGGAGGAGAUAAAACGUAACCUAACAAUAAGGGAAGAAAAUAAUGCACAAUUAUCAACGAAACCUAAAAGUUUAAAUAAGUUUGAUAGAGGGACCCGAGACAGAGAGUCUUCAUCGCCAGAGGUUAAAGUCAAAAAGUCUGAAAUACAUAAACCUACUCCCACAGAAAGGAAGAAGAGAAAUGAAAGCCCUGUAGUAGUUGACAAAGAUUGUGAUAGUAAUAAUUCAGAGGAUGUGCAACCUGGUUCAUAUUACAGCAUGAAGCCAACAGUUAUCAAAGAAAAAUCUGAUGGAACUAGUGAAAUUGAUUCUUCUGAUGAUGAAAAGCUUCGUGCUAAACUACUCAAUUUAGAAAAGGAACUCCAUCAAGCCAAAAAGAAAAAACACAAGAAGAAGCACAGGAAAAAGGGAAAACCCAGUAAAGAAGAGAAAGAUCAUGAAACUCCAACUUCUAUAGAAGUAAGCAGCACAACUGAUAUAAAAAACAAAGUGACAACAGACUCUAGCAUUGAUGUUGAUGCUACAGAAGUUACAUCAACACAGAAAAGUAAUCAAGUUGAAAGCAAUGAAGAAGGUGAAAUCUUAAGUGAGGAUGACUCCCAUAGUGGCCUUGAUAUUGAUCCAACUGACUUGAGGCAUAAGCUCAAAAGAUCUGUUGUUAAAGUCGAGCCUGUUGAAUUAAUAGACUUGGGGGGAAAAAUGAGUUCAAAGACUGAUGUCUGUGGUCCAGCCCUCCCUCCUCACUUGGUUUCACAAUCAGGCAGACAUGCACCAUCAAAUACAGAAGGGCCUGCGUUACCGCCCCACCUUCGCAAGGGAGAUAGAAAAAUAGGUCCCUCCAUCCCAGACCAACUGCGCAAAGAACUGGCCGAAAAUGAUUGCGAAAUUAUAAAAUGUGAGAGUUCUGAUGACGAUGGCAUUGGGCCUUUACCUGCAGGAGCAGAGCGCAAGUGGUCAGAUGCUCACCGGCGCCUCGAGGAAAGAGCUUUAGACAUAAAGAUUAGAAAUAUGGAUGGACAUUCUAUGCAAAGUUCUAAGGUUAAAUCUCGAGAACAGUGGAUGCUAGAGCUACCAGAGGGAAAAGCAAAGUAUAUGGGUCUGGAAGCUCGAACAUUUAGGGCCAAGGAAGGUCCUGACAUGUCUAACAGAUCGAGCUGGACUGACACACCUGAAGAAAAGGCUCGAAAAAAAGCUGGUGUGGAAAAGGAAGAAGAUCCUGAUGUAGUUCUACAGAGAGAGGCGAGGUCGCGCCAGCUGGCCAGCAGAGACGAUGAACAAGAGAAGGCUGUAAAAAAACAUAAGAAGAGGCACAAGAGAGAUGAGUCUUUACUUGAGAUGCAUGAAAAGAAAAUAAAAAAGAAGAAGAAGAAAGCUGACAAAGAAGAAAAACAGGAGCGGCGGCCGUUCAGCCGCGACGUUGACUUGCAGGUGAACCGCUUCGACGAGGCGCAGAAGAAGUCCGUCAUCAAAAAAGCUCAACUCCUGGAUUCGAGAUUCUCUCGCGGAGAAGCCAAGUACUUGUAACUUGCUACUGAUGUGCUGUUAGAAAGUUUACGAAUU
Molecule: messenger RNA, 2207 nt
Organism: Cydia amplana
Lineage: Eukaryota; Metazoa; Arthropoda; Insecta; Lepidoptera; Tortricidae
Product: serine/arginine repetitive matrix protein 5
Exons: 6
Coding region: 231-2171 (646 amino acids)
Source: RefSeq, a predicted model, not a curated record